GUCAUUGUUGUUGUUUUGCGUCAAUUGUGGUGUCGUGUUUUAUUACCUUCACACAUAUCACAUAUUGUAAAAAUAAUUUCUUUUCUUUCUUCGCAAUUUCGCCAUUGGUACCUAUCUCGUACCGUAAGUUCGGUACUGCAUGCCAUUUUUUUUUCUUGGUGCAUAACGUGUACAUAGUGAUUACAUUCUCUUUGUUUCGGUGUUCUUGAACACUUACAUUUGAAAGAUUUUACCUACCUACUUCAAAAUAAAUUUUGUUUUAAAAUAUAUACCUACCUUGUUGUCAGUACAAUAUCUCAACGUGUUAUGGAAAUAUUUACUAUUCCUUUGUCGUUCUAAUUUGCGAUUUUAAGGAAAAAGCGACAUGGACAGCAGGAAAGAGAUGCUGAAAAAAUCGCUUGGAAUCAGCGAAUAUCCUUGGAGUUCAGAUGAUGAUGAUGAUAAUGAAACUACAAUACCUCUGAAUUUAGUACAGAGGGGGAUAAGUGAUGUGCCGCGGCCAAGUUUGGGCGAAAUUCCUGGAACAAGUAGUCAACCACCACCAGCAACGUUCUCCCCCUCAGAUUCCCCGGCCCGUAAAGCCCAGGCCAAAAUGGACAGGGAGAUGUUCUGGUCGCUCAUAACCAACCACCGUGCUUUAACACGUUCUAGGGUGAACAAUGCCGGAAUGCCCAAUACGUUGAGCGGCUCGAGGCUCGCGGCCACAGCCCCGUCGUCGGUGGAGCGCCGCGAGCUGCGUCCGGACCGCACGUCCGCGGAAGUGCAGCGGAAGCUGGCACGGUUGAAGUCGCGGGACGAAUUCGUACGGUUCACCAAGAGCCUUCAAGCCAUGCGCAACAGCAGACACAACAAUAACGUCUACCCCAUAUAUGCAAGAAGCGCAUCGGCACAAUCAAGGAAUCCCUUGUUCAGCCACUGCCUGAACCAAGACGUGCCACUUGUGAAGACUAACGUGAGGGCCCACAUUCCGAAGAGGCUUUAUGCCAGCCGCCCUGAUUGCAACUCACGAAAUCAGCAGCCGAUGAUCGCGGUGUGCGGCGGACACGGCAUCAGCGGGCCGCCCCCCACUCUCAGCGUGCCGCACCAAGACCUGCCCGUCAACCCCGCCGCUAACGAGAACACGGAGACAUUCAACAUUGAUCUUUCUGACGAUGAAUUUGUUAUACCACCGAAAAAAGGUAUGCAGUCUGCGCCAACGACAGAGAGACGAGACGGCAAUCCCUUCCAAGAUAUAUCGGAUGAUAUCAUUGAAGAAAUGUGUCAGGAGAGGCCGAGCGGCGCGCCGCCGGCCGUGCCGCCGCCGCCCGACGCCGUGGACGGCGCGGGCCAGCCCGCCAGCGAGGUCGACUCGAAUUACUUUGAAACAGCUACAAAAGACAUCCCGAAUGUUUUCCCGGAUUGGGCUAGCCUGAACGUCUGGAAAUACAUAAUGUGUAAUAAGAAGCAGGAAGCUCUCCAGGUGGGUUCAGCUGUGCCAUCAACUUCACAACAAAUCAUACAAAGGAAGAAACGAGAUGAAUCUGAGGACGGCAGUGAACUGCCAAGUGUUAAAGAGUUCAAUCAAAGCCUGCUGCGGCUGCUGGAGUGCCCGGUGUGCCUGGAGUGGAUGGAGCCGCCCAUCGCGCAGUGCCGGCGCGGCCACCUGGUGUGCACGGGCUGCCGCGCGCGCCUGGCCGCCUGCCCCGUGUGCCGCACCACCUUCUCGUCCGUGCGCAACCGCGCCAUGGAGGGGGUGUCGGAGUUGCUGCGCUACCCGUGCCGGCACGGCUGCGGGCGCGAGAUGCGCCUGCGCAAGCGCGGGCCGCACGAGGCCAGCUGCCCGGCGCGCCGCUUCGCGUGCCCGGCCGCCGCCUGCCAGCACCGCGCGCCGCUGCUGCACACUGACCUCACCCACCACUUCCAGAGCAAACAUUUGGAUAUAAUGAAGAUCGGUCGCAAACACAAGUUCUCCAUGAAAGUGAAUUCGGAACACCACGACGACUGGAUCAUCAUGGCGCUACACGAGAUGUUUCACCUGCGAGUGGACGUCGACGUGAGGAACUGGGGCGUCGUCUUCUACGUCGUCUACAUUGGGCCCAAGGCCAGGGCCAAAAAGUUUAUGUAUAAUAUCACCAUCAACGGCCAACACAACUCGCGAAAGCUAUCUUACGCUCGCCUCACCCACAGCGAUUUAGAACGCCCCUCCUUGAACGAGAAUCGGCAGGACUGCUUCCAUCUCACGCUGGACCAGACGGUGAAUUUCCUAAGGUGUAAAAACCGGCAUUGCGAUCCUGAUAAAUAUUUGGACUUCAACGUAGAGAUAGCAAAAACAGAAGACGACGAGGAAAACAAAGAAUCUCAAGAGACUUAAUUGCACAUAAUGAAAACGGGCAAAAUGCGGAAAACAGGGAAACACAUUUAUGCGUUUGCUAUUGUGCCAUUGCUCACUGAAAAUCCUUUGUUAAUUUUUUUUGUUUUUCGUUAAGCCAGCAAUAUACAGAUAUUUCGUAUGUGUGGUGGUGACUUCAAACAAUUAAUUGUCAAAUCUAUCAAAAUACCAGAUACCUGUUAGAAUUGGUAUCAUGUAAAUAAAUUUUAGCCUGCAGGUCGAAUAUAUCGAAUCUUAAAGUAAAUGGUAUUUAAUGAUAGGUAACAAUCAUUGUUUGUGAGACUGAAAGAUAGUUCAAACGGAUUUAUUUUCCGAAUUAUAGAUGCAUAUUAUUAUAUUACACUUGCCUGCGGCACAUCUCUACAUUUUCAAGGGACAGUCCUAAGCAUUGGAAUGUCUAGAUAUUUUAAGUUUAUUAUUACUAAGUUAAUUUUAAGGUUUAAAGUCGUGAAUGAUCCUUGUGCAGAGAACAGUACGGCGAAUCUGAUUGUAGUUGCUAGAAACCAUCGAUAAAACUUGUAUGGAAAUCAUAAACUUUCUGCGACAGGGGCGCUCAGUAAAAUUCCAUACAAUUAACUUACAAUAAUCGCUAAUGAUUAGAGUAAGAAAUACCUUGGUAGCCAUCAAUAGCUGUUUAAAAUAGUCACGUUAAUUGAUCUCUUGAUGUGUGAUGUAUGACUGAAGUCAUAGUUGUAACUACCGCCUGUAUUAGGUCCGUAUUAAAUAAGAUCAACUUUUCCCAAUAAACUUAUCAAAAACAAUAGAAAAUUCUCAUAGUCCUCUUAGCGUUUAUGUAACGAUUUAGUUUCCAUUACAGAAAAAAUUUAAUUGUUGUGCUUGAUCUUAUACAGUACGUCGUUAUCAUUAUGUAAUGACGGUAUUUCCUCGAAAGAAAUAAUUUUCGGUGGCGCUGACUGUCACCUUAUUCAUUUAUACCUAGACCAAUCCGUAUAUUUUGAAAGCUGCCAUGUAAAUGUUUAACAUUUUAUGAAAAUGAACUUUUAAAUAUGUCGUUAAAAAAUGUUUUGAAGAUUGUAUAAUCACAUUUUUCUACCAACAUUGUUAGUUAUUAAGUGCUUUUAUGUCUAAAAUGUGUUAGAUUUUUAAUAAUUGUAAUAAUUUGUGAUCAGUUACGUAGAACGUUACGUAACACAUUGUUGGUGCUUGACAAAAGUUAUUACCACGUUAUCAGUUUCAAAUAUUGAAUCGAUUUUAAUCGCUUUACAGUCCAACACUAAGUGGUCUGUCAGAUUUAAAAUUAAUGGUGGGACAAGGUAUAAUUAUCUUACAAAAUUAACUUUAAAAUUAAUCUGGAUAUAAUUAUAAUGCAUUUUUAAAACAUCUAGUCUCUUUCAGGUAAUGUAUUGUUUUUAUUUGUAAAUUGACAAAAGACAGUGUAUUCGUAGAGUAUUAAAUUAUUUCUAGUUAUUUGUUAAUAAUAAGAAUCACACAUGCCUUCCAGUGUAUAGGUAUAAAACUGUUUAUGUUGAUAAUAGUUUCUUGUUUAUACAUCAAAUUGUAUAAAGCUCGUACAAGUUACUGACUGCGUGGUAAGAUUCUAUCAGGAAUACCUACUUAUCAACCGUUUCCAUUAAACACAAGGAUAACAUGACGAUUUCGGACUUUUUACACAAAUCAAACGUUAUUAGAGUUGUCUAAUAUCUUUGAAUGGUUCUACUGACGUUUGUCUCCAAGUUGUACGAAUGUUAAUAAUCACGUUAAGUCACCUCCAGAAAAGUUGACCCACUAUGGUUUGGUUUUUAUGAACAGGAGAUCAUGUUUCUGUAUUAUUGUUGUUUAUAAUCAAGAAAAGUAAUUUGUUUUGGUAUUCAAUUAAUGAUAUGCUUACAUCUACCAAUAGAAAGAGCCUGUCCUUUUUAAAGUCAAAGUUGCUCCAUUCACUGAGCCUUGUCAAGAUAAGACUGACAAAAUGUAAAUGGCAUACUCUUUCUUCGAUUAUCAAUCGUGAAAAUAAAAUCGCGUUAGUACAAAUUUUAUAGAGAUGAUGUACCAGGCUUUGUCUCAGAUUUAACUCCCAAUUCUUAAAUUAUAUAUACAUAAAUCACUUUUCUUGAAUAUAAUUUGUUUCAUUAGAAUAGUGUCAAACAAACAAAAUCAUGCAUGAAAAGUAUAAAUUGAAUUAAUAAAACGAGAUAAAUGUCA
Messenger RNA from Amyelois transitella, 4531 nucleotides. RefSeq lists its product as uncharacterized. The coding region runs from base 365 to 2350 and encodes 661 amino acids. NCBI's taxonomy places the organism in Eukaryota, Metazoa, Arthropoda, Insecta, Lepidoptera, Pyralidae. The transcript has 16 exons. Gene Ontology annotation, cellular component: cytoplasm. The record is from RefSeq and is a predicted model, not a curated record. Gene Ontology annotation, biological process: proteasome-mediated ubiquitin-dependent protein catabolic process; multicellular organism development. Gene Ontology annotation, molecular function: ubiquitin protein ligase activity; ubiquitin conjugating enzyme binding.